Penicillium oxalicum is the source of this 1017-nucleotide messenger RNA. Its product is annotated as inositol-pentakisphosphate 2-kinase. The record is from RefSeq and is a predicted model, not a curated record. The coding region runs from base 1 to 1017 and encodes 338 amino acids. Gene Ontology annotation, molecular function: inositol-1,3,4,5,6-pentakisphosphate 2-kinase activity; ATP binding. Gene Ontology annotation, biological process: inositol phosphate biosynthetic process. Gene Ontology annotation, cellular component: nucleus. The transcript has 2 exons. Lineage: Eukaryota; Fungi; Ascomycota; Eurotiomycetes; Eurotiales; Aspergillaceae.
AUGACGAGAUCAAGUAUUCCCGACUUGCCAUCGUGGGUCAAGCUCGUGUACUUGGCAGAAGGCGCGGCGAAUGUGGUAUAUCGUUUCGUCUCGACGGACAUCACUCCAGAUCCUGACCAGUCCACUCCUUCUGCACCUACAGGAGACUGUGCAGACCUCCAUUCCUUAAAAGGCAAACUACUUCGUCUGCGCAAAGACACACCAGCCAACGUUCCGUAUAGAGAAAUCGCACAGAAUUUUGACACCGUCAUCCGCCCGCUGUUUGAUCCUCAUGAGCUGGUCGACCAGUCCUUGGUGAGACUACCACUCGGUUUAAUUCAUCACUGCAAUGAGCGACUCCGACUCGCGGAGGAAACGGGAGCAAGAGCCCAAAAACGACACGGCAGUUAUCUCAGUCUCACGGAGCCUUUCGGACUGUUAGUCACCGACAUGACAACCGACCAUCACCCAGACUCCAAUUUGGCAGAACUAAAGCCGAAAUGGCUUCUUCAAUCUCCCUCUGCGCCACAAGACGCCCGCAGAUGUCGAACCUGCGCGCUGAGGGGGAUGCGGAACAUUGAGGCAAGACGCCAGGGUCAGAAAGAGCCGCGCUCGUUCUGUCCUUUGAACCUGGUUUCAGAGAAUUAUGAAGAUGUCUUUGCAGCCACGGCUGACAUCAAAGGCUGUCCUGAUCGAACUCGACUGGCUAAGAUACUGUUCCGUCAUCCCUUGCUUGUGAAACUGCUUGCACACCAAAAGGCUCACCAGCGAGUUGGGUUGAAUGGACCGCUCGGACUGACACAAGAGAUGUCUCUUGACAUGACACUUCGAGACUGCACGGUCUACAUCAAGAUCACGCAGGAUUCGGAGAUCGAUUUUCGCCUAGGCGAUCUCGACUUAAAGUCCAGUGCAGGAGGCAAAGCUCAAUAUUGGCGAGAUCUCGAAAUCCAACUAAUCGAUGGAGGAUGGUACCACGGGCGGAAUGAAUCUGACCCGAGCGACAGAUGCUUGUUGCAACGCUCGCCGACUCCCAAGUAA